CCCGGCGGCAGCUGCGGCGGCGGUGACGGGGGCGGUGGCCGCGCGGGCCUGGAGGGACUGGGCCGGAGACUGCGCCGCCUCUGCAGAUUGGCCCUAAGAGAAAGACAGAGCAGCAGACUCUUGCAGGACCGGAGCUGGCAGAGACAAGGUUUCCAUCACCAUGGCUGCCGUGGACAGCUUCUACCUGUUGUAUAGGGAGAUUGCCAGGUCUUGCAAUUGCUAUAUGGAAGCCCUAGCUUUGGUUGGAGCCUGGUAUACGGCCAGAAAGAGCAUCACUGUUGUCUGCGACUUCUACAGCCUGGUCCGGCUGCAUUUUAUCCCUCGCUUGGUGAGCAGAGUGGAUCUGAUCAAGCAGUACGGAAGAUGGGCGGUUGUUAGUGGUGCAACCAGUGGGAUUGGAAAAGCCUAUGCUGAAGAGCUGGCAAGCCGUGGUCUCAAUAUUGUCCUGAUCAGUCGGAACAAAGAGAAGUUACAAAUUGUUGCUAAAGACAUAGCUGACACUUACAAAGUGGAAACUGACAUUAUAGUUGCAGACUUCAGCAAUGGCCGUGAGAUCUACGUCCCAAUUCGAGAAGCCCUGAAAGACAAAGACAUUGGCAUCUUAGUAAAUAAUGUAGGUGUGUUCUACCCCUACCCCCAGUACUUUACUCAGGUCUCCGAGGACAAACUCUGGGACAUCAUUAACGUAAACAUCGCCGCAGCUAGUUUGAUGGUCCAUAUAGUGUUACCAGGGAUGGUGGAGAGAAAGAAAGGCGCUAUCGUCACUGUCUCUUCCGGCUCCUGCUGCAAGCCGACUCCCCAGCUGGCCGCAUUUUCUGCUUCUAAGGCAUAUUUAGACCACUUCAGCAGAGCGUUACAAUAUGAAUAUGCUUCUAAAGGCAUCUUUGUACAGAGUCUGAUCCCGUUCUACGUAGCUACCAACAUGACUGCUCACAGCAGCUUUCUGCGCAAAUGCCGGUGGUUGGUGCCUUCACCCAAAGUAUACGCACAUCAUGCUGUUUCUACCCUUGGAAUUUCAAAAAGGACACCAGGGUACUGGUCCCAUUCCAUUCAGUUUCUUUUUGCACAGUACAUGCCUGAGUGGCUCUGGGUGUGGGGAGCAAACAUUCUCAACCGCUCAUUACGUAAGGAGGCCUUAUCCUGCAAAGCAUGAACCUGGAUCAUCAUUUAGGAAGUUUCGCCAACUUACCGGAACCUAUGGUAUUCUGACAUUUGGAAGAACAUGAUUAAUUCAUCUUAUGUAUUUUUUGUUAUUACUGGUUAUUUAGCAUACUGUUGAGUCAUUUGCAAAGCAAACACGAUGUUUUUAGAGAAUGCUGUGGGGAAAUCCUCGAGGAACACCUGAAUGUUACAGAGCAAAUAACAAUCGUCGUGUAGGAACUAAUUGGAGAAACCUAAAUUUCAAUGCAUUUUUUCCCCUAAGCUUUUCAGGAGUCGUGUGAAUCAUGCUGCUCUCUCAACCAACGCAACCUGAAAUUGAAAAAUACUUAAAAUAUGACUUGUCAGCUCUUGUAAUUUCAGAUUUUUUUUUUAAGGGAAAAUAUCUAUUUCACUAGCCGAAUGGCAGUUUUGGUUUUCAGAUGUUCAUCAGGAAAGACUUUGUAAAUGUGUGACUUUAUAACUAAGAUUGCUGGUAUUAUUAGCAGUGAAUGUAUGUGUGUGUUACGUUGCGUAGCUUUAGUUGUUUGUGUAUGAAACUGCUGCUCUUCCACUGAGAUUUCAUCAGAGGUGUGUAUGUGUGUCUAUGAGCAAUUUUAUUUAUGAGUAAAUUACUUUAAAAAAGAUUUCCUGUCAAGGUGGCUUAAUGUGGAACCUUACGGGGUAUUAAAAAUCUAGAUUAUUCCUUUUCAUACUAAACAAACCUACCCAGUCCUGUGCUGUUCAUUUGCCACGUAUAAUAUUACCUUGACGGCACUGGGUUGUUGGGUAAUACUACUUUGCACAUUCUGUUUUUCUUUUUAAUCAACCGUGACAUUAAUUUAUUCCUUGAUUUGGACAUGUACUGGGUGACUCUGAGUCACCUCUUGAUUUAUACAGAUAAUUAUUGUGGAUAAGUAGUGAUUGCUCAGCCUGCGUUCCAUCUCGUAACUGAAAUGUAGGCCUUGGUAGAGCUUGCUAUCUCUGGUUUCCAUACACUUUUCUAUGUCCUUUUCUUCCAUUCCAGUAGCGUUAUCGGUACAAACAUCAAGUAUUUGUGGAAUAGUAGUUAAAUACAUAUAAAUUAUGUCUGUGAUAAUGAUGUAUCUGUUGAGAUAAUAUGUUAGAAGCUCAUUUCUUGAUUUGUAUAAUGAAUUAAUGCUUUAUAGUGAAUCUUUUGUUGGUGUGAAGAUAAUUAGGCACAAACCCCUACAACGUGGGUUAACAUUGAAACCUACUGUGAAAUGUUUCUUUUGUUCAGGGCUUAUAAAGCCAAACAUUUUUAAGGACCGCAUAUGUAGUGCUUUGAAAACUGUAAAUCACAGUAUGAAUAUGGUAGUAUGUGCAUAUUUAAAAUUCAGAGCUGAUAUUGUGACACUGAUACAGAAGCUAGUAAAUUAGUUAAAAGUGAGAUUUAUGGAAUUGUUUUCUUGUGAGAUGAUAUAAGUAGGCCUUAGUUUGCUUUUAUGUUAUACGCACAGUUUUGUCAGUGACAUUGGCUACAGUAUUUCCACCCAUGACUUGGACUCAGAAGAGCAGUGGUUAAGUCCAGAAGUUCAUCCACUGAUAGACCAUGUCUUGAUAACAGAAGAGGAUAAAAUGUGGAAAAUUACAAACUGGAGAUUCUAUGUAACACUGAAUGUUUUGAUGGAGUUUCCUUGGAAGCCUUUAUUUUGUCACAUUUGGCGUUUUCCCUCACCUACAAUUAAUUUAUGGUCAUUAAGGCUAGAAAAAAUUUAACCUCAUGCCACAUUGACCUGAACUCUAAUCGAUGUGUGUGAGACGAAGCUGCAACUUUAUGUAAAAAUAUCGUCCGAGAAUUAUAAGUAAACUUAUGUGGUGCCGUGAUGUCUUAUAUUUAUAAAUGAGGUCGUGAAUCAUUGUCAUGUGAUGAGACUAAGUAAACCAUGUCCGUGAUGUUUUUGAACUCUCUAUUUAGCAGGAUAUAGGUAGAUGUGCCGAUUGGUACAAAUGUGGUGGAAGCUUGUCCUUCGCUUUAGUGAAAGAUCAGAACUGAGACUCUUCCUUAGGUUUUCUAUCCUUCAUGAAGUACUUUUUUCCUUUUUUGCCUCCAGAGCUCAUUUGAGAGUCUUAGUUGCAGCAUGGUUUGUGGAUGGGGUUUCCUACUGAGAAUGUGGGAAAUAAGAACCUUUGAAACUUAAUCUGUAAACUGAGAAUUUAAAAAUAAAAGCAGUUGCUGUUGCUUCUUUUGGAAGAGGCUUUGGUCCAAA
Loxodonta africana (African savanna elephant) is the source of this 3368-nucleotide messenger RNA. RefSeq names its product hydroxysteroid dehydrogenase like 1 (gene HSDL1). Bases 161 to 1153 code for a protein of 330 amino acids. The record is from RefSeq and is a predicted model, not a curated record. Lineage: Eukaryota; Metazoa; Chordata; Mammalia; Proboscidea; Elephantidae. The transcript has 6 exons. Gene Ontology annotation, cellular component: mitochondrion.